Molecule: messenger RNA, 297 nt
Organism: Schistosoma intercalatum
Lineage: Eukaryota; Metazoa; Platyhelminthes; Trematoda; Strigeidida; Schistosomatidae
Source: the annotation of a GenBank genome assembly
AUGAUUUCAUUACAUAAUAAAAUACAAAAUAAUCAUUCAAAACAUAUCAGAUUUAAUAAUCAUUUAUCAUUUUCCCCAUUGAUUAUAACAAAUCAAUAUCCAUCAGAUUUCAAUGUUAAUUGUUCAUCGAAUUUAAUCAUUAAUAAUAUUGUACAUUUAGAUACAAUAUUUCAUUUAUUACAUCAUUAUAAUAAAUCAUUAUGGAAUAAACAAAAUCUUAAUAAAAACUUUAAACACUAUUCAAUUAUUUCUAAGAUAUUCAAUUUAAAUAAUCCUCUUUAUAAGAAUUUAUUGUAA